Molecule: messenger RNA, 1437 nt
Organism: Pseudoliparis swirei
Lineage: Eukaryota; Metazoa; Chordata; Actinopteri; Perciformes; Liparidae
Gene: pex16
Product: peroxisomal biogenesis factor 16
Exons: 11
Coding region: 106-1140 (344 amino acids)
Biological process (GO): peroxisome organization
Cellular component (GO): peroxisomal membrane
Source: RefSeq, a predicted model, not a curated record
ACGGACCGUCAACAAGGAAGUGUCGGAUCGUAAAAACAAAGUAACUCCUGCGCGCGGCGGCUAAAUGAAGAGUUUAUUCUCAUUUACAGUAAUUUUACGCGUAAAAUGUCCAACUUUAAAGGGCGCGUGCACGACAUGGCGCGUGUGUACGAGCGCUACACCGAGUACGUGAGGAGGAACCCGGCCGCCACGGCGCAGCUGGAGAGCAGCGCGCGCACCCUGUCCUACCUCCUCGCAGGAAGAUUUGCAGAUUCACAUGAAAUAUCUGAACUAGUGUAUUCGGCCUCCAACCUGCUGGUUCUCUUCAACGACAGCAUCCUGCGCAGAGAGCUGAGAUGCUCCUCCCCCGUGCCGGUCUCCCAGAGGAGGCUCCUCAUCUGGCUCUCUGUGCUGGAGCACAUGGAGGUCUUCCUGGAGAUGGGAGCCUGCAAGCUGUGGGGGGACCUGGGCCGCUGGCUGGUGAUCGCCCUGAUCCAGGUCUUCAAGUCCAUCCUCCGCCUGGUUCUUCUUCUGUGGUAUAAGUCCGGCCUCCAGACGUCUCCUCCCAUCCCCCCCCUGGACCGAGGGGCCGAGUGCGAGGCCGAAGACGAGGGUCAGGAGGAGGAGCCAGAGGACGUCUGCUUUGUGGGUCAAAGGUCGGGUCGGGUCAUCCGGCCUCUGGGCAGCGCCUCCUCCCUGCAGGCCCGGCUGUGGGCAGCACCGAGUCAGAAGAAGAAGAGGAGGAGCAGCCGCAGUGGAGAGAAGCUGCUCAGCAAGCCGACGCCGAUGAGCCUCUGGGAGACUCUGGCGGAGUCGGCGUUUAUCGGCCGGCCGCUGGUUCACCUGUUCUGCCUCGGACUCUGUGGGAAGCAGUCCUGGAAGCCGUGGCUCAUCUCCGGAGCCCUGGAGCUCUCCAGCUUGGCGGUCCUCAGUGACGGAAGGUUCCAGAACCGAUGGGAGAGGACGGAGAUGAGGAGGAGGCGCUUCCUGCUGCUGUACUACUUCCUGCGCUCGCCUUUCUACGACCGCCACGCAGAGGAGAAGAUCCUCUUCCUGCUCAAACUUCUGGCCGACCACGUUCCAGGAAUCGGCCUCGUCGCUCGCCCUCUGAUGGACUACCUGCCCACCUGGCAGAAGGUCUACUUCUACAGCUGGGGGUAAAGCCCGUUCAGGAGAACCUCCUCACAGAACCUGACAUCAGAAGAACCGCCUUUUAGAUUGUCCUCAUGAAACAGACGAACAGAGAACCUCCAUGAAUGUGUGUUCUGUGACCCCCUGAUGAGGCUGAGGGACCCCCCCCCCCCCCAUCACAGCCUGGAGAGGGUCUGGGUUCCAGUCCUCUAGAGGGUCUGGGGGGGUCUGGGUUCCAGGAGGAACCGGUCUGGACCAAUGAGAACACGAGCCGGAGGUUUUUUAAUCUUUAUUCACAGAAUGAAUACAAAUAAAUAUUUAAAUGUU